Molecule: messenger RNA, 1167 nt
Organism: Triticum aestivum (bread wheat)
Lineage: Eukaryota; Viridiplantae; Streptophyta; Magnoliopsida; Poales; Poaceae
Product: E3 ubiquitin-protein ligase EL5-like
Exons: 1
Coding region: 1-1146 (381 amino acids)
Biological process (GO): protein ubiquitination
Source: RefSeq, a predicted model, not a curated record
AUGCUCAUCUUUUUGUCAUCAAUUUGUUUGGUUGACCUAGUAGAGGAAUCUGAUUUCAGUUAUUGUGUUUCUCCAGAUAUGCUUCCAGGACCGCCACCACCUCUUCUUAUGGGAUAUCCCUCUGUGCCGAGCGCGUCACCCUCAGCUGCGCCGUCAUCAUCCAUAGGUGCCAGCAUCGCCAUCAUCGCUAUUGUCAUCAUUGCGUCGACCCUCGUGAUCUUGUGCAUUAAGGUCUUUUGCCGUAGCCCCCGCCCCCCUCGCCCAUCCUGGUCGCCAUUCUCUCGCCGCAGCAGCAUCUCCCGGAGGGCCUCAUCAUUAGGAGAGUCUGACAAGAAGCAUGCAGCGGAGGCAGCUGUUCAUGCUUCCCUGGGGGCCAGUGCUUCGUCUAGAAAGCAUGCAGAAGGUUUGGUGUUUGGGUUGAAGGUCCCUGUGCCAUCUGCGCCCUCUCUACCAGAGGUGGAGCAGGUGAUCUUGGGGUUGCUAUCACAACCCCGCGUGCUGUUGCAGCAGGGGAUGUUCUGCUGCAUCUGUGCCCAAAACUUUGUGCCUAGCGAUAUGAUCCUGUCCCUUCCGGCAUGCUUGCAUAAAUUCCACGAGCGGUGCAUUAUCCCAUGGAUUCGUGGCCAUGCACCUUACUGUUGUCCGUUCUGCGAUGCUUCUAUCACCAUGCCCUGCCCUGACCCUGACAAGACCCACAGCUCAGAUCGCUAUGACGUCGAGGCACAGACAAUGGUUGCGCCAGCUCCACCUGGAGAGGAGGUGGCAGAGGCUGUGGGGGGCUCUCGUGGGUGGCUGCGCUCUUCCCUGGACAGACUCUCGGGCAGCUGGAGGGGAUGCUCCAGCAGUCAUGCCACUGCAGUUGUAGUGCCGGUGUCCUCACGACGUACCACGGGGAGCUGGAGAGUCAACAACUCUGACAAGGAGGACGUAGAGGCUGUUGGCGGCUCUCAUGGGUGGCUAGGCUCUUUUCUGGCUACACUCUCAAGCACCUGGAGUGGACACUCAGACAGCCGUUCCACUACAAUGGUGUCAUCGGUGUCCUCAGGGUGCGCAACUGGAAGCCUGAGCCUGGUACUGAGUGGCUGCGGCAGUGCUGACUUGUGUUCCAGGAGCUGGGAUCCUGAGGCAGCCGUGCAGAAGACGUAGUUCUUCGAAAUCGAUCAUGCA